UGUGUGAUUUGACAUCCAGGCGGGUGACAAACAAUUAGACCCCCCCUCCCCCAUCAGUAGUGCUGCGAGUCGAGCUCUCCACCCGGGAUCAGGCCACAAAUGAGCCGCGCACCACGGCUCACGUCUCCUAAACGGAGCGCGAGUGUGUGCGUCUGUGGAGGCGGGGUGUUAUGUAUACGUGUCGUACACAGCGAGGAGCCGGCUUCGCUGUGUAGGUGUGUGUGGGUUGUGUGACAUUUAGCAGAUUGGUGUUAUUAUCUGUGUCUGCCCUUAAUAUAUCUUGAACACCUCUUGAAGAAAUAUGUUUUUGUGCCUUUUCCGCCGCCGUGUCGUCACGCGCCGCGCGUGCACGCGGUUCUGCAUACGGCCCGCGCGCACGCGGCGGUUAUUGCCGCCGCGUGUAUGUUUGACAUUUGGUAAUUGCAUCAUUAGUCGCUCAGUCGUCUUCCGCGAGGAGCGGGUGCAUUGCAAUUUGUAACACAUGCUACGAGCAGACAGACACUUGCCCUUGAUUAUGGACCUGGGUGGAAUGGCUGCCUCAUCAGGCUGUCUUGAUUCACCCCAGCAUGUGGGGAGACACAUGCUGCUGUGGGUGAAUCUAAUUGAUUGGAUGGCACCCAAUUCCCAGGUCCAAGUCUCCUCAGGCAGCCAGGGAGUGAAUCCGUCCAAAUGAAGGAUGAGCUUGGGCGUUGGUCGCCCCUCUAAUAGAUUGGCACCGUCUUCCUCCCAUAUGCCUCUGGUCUCGCCCUCAGACAUCUCCGGGUGCGAAUUGGUCACACUGCAUGCCGCCGCCGGGAUCUUCAUUGAUUAGAAGUGUUGGAAUUGGCCGAACCAGGCCCCGUGUUCGUGUCUCCACCAACAAAACACCUCCGCUGAUCCGCCGCGUCGCUCGAGCGUGCGACCCAAAAAAAUUGUUGUGGCUUGUUAAGUUUUACAAGCAAAACGUCUCCUCCCGCCAGGUCAAGCUCCCCCUCUCUCUCCAGUGCCAUUUCAAAGCUUAUUGGAUGAAAGUCUCAUUUGCCCUUGGCUGCCAAAGAUGACGUUGCCAUGGAAACAGCUUCUACUGUUAUCAGUCAUCGACUGUCUGACAGACUGUCUGGACAGCGGGUCCUACCACGGUCCGCGAUGGAGAAUGGAGCCGGGCGACUUGUUCAUUCCUGUUGACUCCAUAGAAGAAGAGGCCACGCUGACCUGUGACUCUAAGGGAUCGCCGCCGCCUCAGUACAGAUGGUCAUUGAAUGGGACUCUCAUAAAUCUGGGCUUGGAUCACCGGCGGCGUCUGUCCGGGGGCAACCUCAUUAUAAGCAAUCUGGACCGCUACCAGGACGCGGGGAUGUAUCAGUGUAUGGCCUACAACACUGUAGGAGCCAUCCUCAGCAGGAGGGCCAGUCUGCAGUUUGCCUACUUGGAUCAUUUCAAAGUCCACUCCAGAAGUGCGGUGUCGGUCCGAGAGGGACAAGGCGUGGUGUUGCUCUGCGGAACACCCACUUCCUCAGGAGACCUCACGUACGCAUGGGUCUUCAACGAGUACCCGUACUUUGUCCAGCAAGACAAUCGGCGCUUCGUGUCCCAGCAGACAGGAAGCCUGUACAUCGCCAAGGUGGAGCCCUCCGACGUGGGGAACUACACCUGCGUGGUGACGAACAGCGUCACGAAGGGCAAAGUCCACAGCUCUCCCACGUCUCUGAUCCUCCGGACGGACGGAGUGAUGGGUGAAUACGAGCCGAAAAUAGAAGUUAAUUUCCCUGACAAUGUACCUGCCGCCAAAGGAUCAACAGUCACGCUGGAGUGUUUCGCCCUUGGGAACCCCGUCCCAGAGAUCACCUGGAAGAGGGCGAACGGCGUGCCGUUCCCCAGCAAGGUCAAGAUGAAGUACUCCAACGCCGUGCUGGAGAUCCCCAGCUUCCAGCAGGACGACACGGGGGGAUACGAGUGCGUGGCCGAGAAUAAGAUGGGCAUGAACACAGCCACCGGCCGACUGGCCUUCUACGCCAAACCUCAGUGGAUUCAGACCAUGAAGGACACGGCCCUGGCCAUAGAGGAGAGACUGCACUGGGAGUGCCGAGCCAAUGGCAGGCCCAAGCCCUCCUACACGUGGCUGAAGAACGGCCAGCAGCUCCUCUCGCAGGACCGCACCCACGUAGAGGAUGGAGUCCUGUCCGUGUCGGCGCUGACGCUGUCCGACGCCGGCAUGUACCAGUGUGUGGCCGAGAACAAACACGGCGUCAUAUACUUUGCGGCAGAACUAAUGGUUUUAGCCUCUCCGCCAGACUUCACAGGGAACGUCCUCAGAGCUUUGCUCAAAGCCAAGGCCGGAACCACGGUGACUUUAGAGUGUAAACCCCAGGCCUAUCCGAUUGCCAGCAUUUUAUGGAAGAAAGGGAACCUGCCCAUCCACACCAACGACAGGAUCACGCUGUCUCCGGAUGGAACGCUGAGGCUCGCCAACGUGAGCAAGUCGGACGCGGGCGGCUACACGUGCUUCGCCAGGAAUAGAUUUGGCAUGUCGAGUACGACGGGACGGCUGCUCGUUACCGAUCCCACCAGGAUCGUCCAGGGGCCGGUGGACAUGGAGAUCAUCGUGGGCGAGAGCAUCGUGCUGCCGUGCCAGGUGGCCAGCGACCCGGUCCUGGACGUGUCCUUCUCCUGGGCCUUCAACGGACAGCUCAUUUCUAAAGGGGACGGCCAUUUUGAGCUGGUGGGAGGGAGAACAGCAGGCGACCUGAUGAUCAGGAACAUUCAGCUUUACCACGCUGGGAAAUACAUCUGCGUGGUGGACACGGACGUGGAGAGUCUGUCAGCCGUGGCCGUGUUGAUUGUGAAAGGACCCCCCAGCCCGCCCGAGUCUGUGGCCGUGGAGGAGGUGACCGACAGCACGGCCCAGCUGACCUGGAGCCCCGGCAGAGGCAACGGCAGCCCCAUCAGCAGCUACGUCAUCCAGACCAGGACUCCCUUCACCGUGGGCUGGCAGAGGGUUAACACAGUCCCUGAAGUGGUGGAUGGGAACACGCUGACCGCCACCGUGGUGGACCUGAACGCAUGGGUGGAGUAUGAGUUCCGGGUCUUGGCCAGAAACAGCGUUGGCGUGGGAGAACCCAGCCCGGUGUCGGUCAAGACCAGGACGGAGGACGCAGUUCCCGAUGCAGCGCCAGGUGACGUGGGCGGAGGAGGAGGAAGUAGAUCUGAGCUGGUCAUCACAUGGGAGCCCGUCCCCGAGGAACUGCAGAACGGUGAGAGCUUCGGCUACAUCAUCGCCUUCCGCGCCUUCGGCGACGCCGCCUGGACCCACGUGGCCACGUCGGCGCCCGGCGCCGCGCGCUACGUGUACCGCAACGACAGCAUCGCGCCCUUCUCGCCGUUCCACGUCAAGGUCGGCACGUACAACAGCAAAGGGCAGGGUCCCUUCAGCCCCGUGGUCACCAUCUACUCCGCAGAGAUAGAGCCAAGUGGGAUGCCAGCGGGGGUUUGGGCCAGAAGUGUCUCUGCCUCGGAGAUUGAGGUGAAUUGGCAGGCGCUCUCCUUCACCCCUGAAAGGGUUCUGGGCUACGAGGUGGUCUACUGGGAGGACGACACCAAGCCGGAGACCAUGGGGAAGGUCCGCGUGCCCUGGAACCAGACGGCGGCCACGGUCAGCGCGCUGGCGGGCAACACGCAGUAUUUCCUCACGGUCAGCGCCUUCAACACGGCGGGCACCGGGCCCUUCCUGCCCGCCAUCAACGUCACCACCAAGAAGCCCCCGCCGUCCCAGCCGCCCCUCAGCAUCGAGUGGACGCUGGUCGGCUCUCAGCUGUCUCUGUGCUGGGAGCCCGUCCUGGCCACGGAGUCGGAGUCGGAGGUCACAGGUUACCAGCUGUCGUACCGGAGGCAGAGGCACCGGGAGGAGAACACGCUGACGACGGCCAACGCCACGGCGGAGCUGACGCUCCCGGAGGACGAGGACGACUACGUCAUCCGCGUGCGGGCGCUGAGCGACGGAGGCCUGGGCCCGGCCUCCGACCCCGUGCGAAUCCACCAGCUAAGUAUGAGCGCCCGAGGCUCCCGGGCCUGGAGCGCGGCGACCCCCCGCCUCUUCCUGCUCCUCGCCGUCGCAAUAGCAACGUUCAGGUCGACGUCGUGACACAGUGACAGACUCUAAUCUGUUUCCAGCGCUCAGUAUUGGGUUUUUUUUGUUGUUUUUUUUUCCUCCCUUGCAUUUCUUUCUUCUCUCGCUCUCUCUGAGGCCCGUACGACUUGGCGGCGUUGGUCUGCGGGUACGAAGCUGCACAGCGGUGGCGUGUGACACUUAAUUAAAAAAAAACACUGUAGAUGCUUUCGCUUUUCUUUUCCACGAGGGUCUGUUUUGAAACUCUUACAGAUUGGGAACAAUGCUCCAUUUCAACUCCUUUCUUUGACUCCAGAAUGAUACAGAUGCCUUACUUCCAUUCAUGUGCCAAAGUAGUUUCCGCCUUCUUGUUGUUAUUGCUUGGAUAGCGACUUCUCUCUCACGGUUUCAUGUUGCUGAAUGUGUUUUGCGGAGGACUGUGGCAGGUAGUUUGUUUUUUCUUCUCAUUUCUUGGUUUACACGUUCAUUCAUCCAUGCCUGUGCCUUCGGAGACUCGUGUCACUUCGACAUUCAUCAGCGAUUCUUAGGGUUCGAGAGCUGCAGCCAUCCCCGUCUUUACAUUAGCCAUUAAAAGCCGGUUGUGUCCCAGAUGAAACUCAUAAAACAGCCUCGGGUGCCAGUGUUGGCCAUUUACCUUUUAACAUUUCAUUGCGAGGCCCUGAAUGCACCACGAUGGCUCCUAAAGGCUUUAAAGGCUCCCACCAGUUAUUGUGAUCGCUCGCUGAUUGAUGGAUGGGACUUAAGUCUGCAUUUACAGAGAUUACAUUCGCCCGUAUGUGAGGCAGCAGUGGGAGGUUCAGCCGGUGAAACAUUAAUGCAGGAACAAUCAGUCAGUCCACACAAAACAAUUAACAGCAGUCGAUUAAAUCGUUUAUCACUGAUUCCGGCCCCUCGGAGACGAGCACGCGCCACUUGUAGCUUUUUAAAUGUACAGUGAGGUAGAGGCUGCACCGGGUGGACGUGGACGUUGCAGUUCAUUCAUUUGCCUCCGUGGAAGUGGAAAAACGCUGCGUUGUUCAAUGGCCAAAUGCCAACAAGACCAUAAAACACACCAGUCCUUCAGCUGUUCAGGAAACAGGAGGUUUGUGCAAUACUAGUCACAAACUAUUCUAUAUGAAGUCUAUGAAUGUAGGCGGAGGCAGGUGAGAGCGCACCUUGCUUCAGUCGGAAACAAAGAAAGUCCAUUUUAAACUCGAGCAGUAAACUUCACAAACAAAAACCAAAGAGUUGGCAGAAAACGGCCCCAAACGCGCAACGGCAGUCGCUGCAGAACACAAUCAGUUAAAACCAACAAACACGAGCUGCGUGGCUCCAUCAGCGCAGAUUAUCAUCUCGUACCCGACGUCCGCAGACAUCAGAAUAUUAAAAAGGAACAUUACGUUCUCACAAAGUGUACAAACGCUAAAUCUCUAAUCCACAUGGAGCUCCUGUCACAGUUGUUCUUUUGGACCCGGAGGCUCCGUGGCAAACGCACAGACGCGACGGUGGGAGAGUGCUCCGGUCCACGGUCCGUCCGGUUCUGAUCCCAGGUUCUACACGCAGAAACCAGAGGGAGAUCGUCUGGAGGUGGAGUUGAAGCGCGCGUUGUUCAUUAGGACUCUGACGUCACUGCAUUAAUGCUGAGUCAGCGCUCAUGUUCUUCUGGGUUUAGUUCAGACACUGAGUCAAACAUGUUUUCUGACCUUCUAAGAGCGGUUCACCAACGAUGAAAACAAUCAUUACCCGCCGACGCGCCCUCCUGAUCUGGGUUUUGCCCUUCGUUUUGUCUCGUCAUCGUUUUUGCUUCAUCCAGCGCCACAUCAUCCCACUUCUCAGGUAUUCUCACCUGCUUCGCCCACCGCUACGACGGCAGGGGCCGAUAGAUCAGCGGCCUGUCAGCGCGCCACACAAAAGUCUAUUUAACCGUCCCACUUGACAAAUGGAAAGUCUGAUAUGUGCCACAAUUUAGCAGACAGUAAGACUUCAUGAUGAAUUAGAGCAGGCCUGAGGGGCUUGAAUGGGAAAGGGCACAGGAGUAAUGGCACUAAUGACAUCCACACGAGACUAAUGCGUCAGGAUUUUAAAGGGGGGGGGUCUAAAUCAAGACAAUCCCAUCAAGAUGACACAGUGUGUGUGUGUGUGUGCGUGCGUGUGCGUGCGCGUGCGUGUGCACCUGGUUAUUACCCUACGGUGUCACAGAUGAGCGUUCUCAAGAACACCUUCAGCUACUAAAAAAUAAUUAAAGCUCGUACUUCGCCACGGUUCAGGGUUUCUGGCGACUAAAUCAUGGCGCGAGCCCAGUAUGAGAACAAAAGUAACGUUGAGGAGCUGAAAUGUCCGUGCUCUUUUUUUUUUUUUUUAUUCCUUAUCAAACUCCGGUGAAUUGCUGGUGCGAAAGAACUAAUGGGGGGAAGAGCGGGUCCGAUGGUCGCGUUCGCACUGACACAAGGUUUCCUCCUCCUGCUUAACUUCCUUCCAACCGUCGUUGACUCCUGUUCUGUUGUGUCUGUGGCUUUACACGUGUUUGACCUGUGCGCAUCCCUCCAUCGCAGAGCCUCAUUGUUGAGCCGACAAAUGUUUACACGGGAGAUGCAUCUUUAUGGAUGGUUUAUUGAUUAUACGAGCUGAAAACAUUACUGUUUAUGAACUUGUGUCUUGAGUGCAUAGAAGCAUUGUCCAUCUUUACUUUAUUUUUUGUAACGUAUCAGUACUGUGGAGAUGUUUAUUGAUUUUAAAUGAGAUUUUCUCUCUCUCUCUCUUUGUUUUUAAAGUUUGCUCUGGUUCCUGAAUGUUUCUUUUUUUUAAUUUUCUUUCAAAAAGAAUCUGCACAAAGGUCAAGUGUUGCUUUAAAAUAACAAUUAAGAGCCAGUGUUGCUUUGAGACCCCCCCACCUCCCCCGCUUUCUUCAUACAGUAUAUUGUACACACUGCGUGUAUUCUGUUGUGAUUUCGAGCAACGCCUCCAACCAGGAGAACAAAUUGUAGUGUCCUACUUCCAAUUGCAAUUCUCACUCGCCCGAAUAUGAAAAAUACAUGAGCAGAGAGUAACAUUUUCUAGCAGCUGCUAUCACACACAGCCUUUUGGUGCAGUGACACAAACGCUACCUGUUACAAGGUAGUCAGCCGGUGCACGUAGGAGCAUUCUCUGCUGGUACUUUUUGACUUUUUAUACCAAUGCGACUUUGCAGUUUUCUUGCUACUUCGAAGACGUAAUCCCAAAACAAUCGACACGUUACCCAGAAAUUCGCAAUUAGACAACGACAACCAGAUCUCCGGGUGACACAACGCUUGGCCUUUCUGUCGUGACUCCUCGGUAUUUUUGAUGUCCAGGUGAUCUCCGUGAGAUCGUGGCGGCAACGUUUUCACAUUGAAAAGUCAUCAGCUGAUCUUGAUACGCUGAAGCUGUGCAUGUAUGAUAUCGUUUGGUGCAUUCGUGUUUUCUAAAUGAGGGAGUUAAUAAAAACAAGUCACUGGG
Messenger RNA from Betta splendens (Siamese fighting fish), 7555 nucleotides. RefSeq names its product contactin-3-like. The transcript has 22 exons. The record is from RefSeq and is a predicted model, not a curated record. The coding region runs from base 1037 to 4117 and encodes 1026 amino acids. Gene Ontology annotation, molecular function: protein binding. Lineage: Eukaryota; Metazoa; Chordata; Actinopteri; Anabantiformes; Osphronemidae. Gene Ontology annotation, biological process: cell-cell adhesion.